Messenger RNA from Pygoscelis adeliae (Adelie penguin), 3274 nucleotides. It is a transcript of the gene GBA2, whose product is annotated as glucosidase, beta (bile acid) 2. Gene Ontology annotation, cellular component: membrane. Gene Ontology annotation, biological process: glucosylceramide catabolic process; central nervous system development; carbohydrate metabolic process. Bases 1 to 2580 code for a protein of 859 amino acids. The transcript has 18 exons. Lineage: Eukaryota; Metazoa; Chordata; Aves; Sphenisciformes; Spheniscidae. The record is from RefSeq and is a predicted model, not a curated record. Gene Ontology annotation, molecular function: glucosylceramidase activity; beta-glucosidase activity.
AUGUCCCAGGGGAUUAGUGCUCGCCCAUCGCCUGGGCUCUGCAUCCCGCGGGCCAUCGGAGUGAUACAGGCUGUGUGCUCCCGGCUGGGGGUGGCUUUCUCCUCUCGGCAGUACGGCGUCGGUGCCUGCAGGCCUUUGGGUGAGAAAUUACUUGAUGGGCAGUGCCUGGCUGCGCAGCUGGCGUGCGAGCGGAGAUACUUCAGGUGGUGGUACAAGAAGACACGCAUAGAGAAGAAAUCUGCCUUCAUUGACCUCUUGUGUGCCGUUCCUCUGCAGCAGAUCUAUGGGUGCCCGCUGGGCGGGAUCGGGGGAGGCACCAUCACCCGUGGCUGGCGGGGCGAGUUCUGCCGCUGGCAGCUGAACCCUGGCAUUUAUCACUACGAAACGGUCAUCGCCGACCAGUUCACGGUGUGCCUGCGUUGCAAGGGGCAGACGGUUUACCAGCAGGUCCUGUCCGUGGAGAGACCUAGCACUCUGCAGGGCUGGAACUGGGGCUACUGUGGCCACUAUGCCUUCUACCAUGCCCUGUACCCCCGUGCCUGGAUGGUCUACGAGCUCCCGGGGCAAAACGUGGUGCUCACGUGCCGCCAGGUCUCUCCUGUCAUCCCCCAUGACUAUAAGGACUCCAGCCUGCCGGUGGGAGUGUUCAUCUGGGAGGUGGAGAAUGGGAGGGAUGAGGACGUGGACGUCUCCAUCAUGUUCAGCCUGCAGAACGGCACGGGAACGAAGGAGGACAGAAGUGGAGGGCACUGGAACGAGCCCUUUGCCUUCGAGAAGGAGGGCGAGCGCGUUGCUGGAGUCCUGCUGCACCACUGCACACGUGUGAACCCCUUCACCCUCGCCAUCUCUGCCCGGGAGAAGGCUGGCACGAGAGUCACCCACCUCACAGCAUUCAAUCCCACGGGAUCGGGUAGAGAGGUGUGGCAGGACCUCCUGCAGGACGGCAGGCUGGAUUCCCCCGCCGGUGAAAGUAGGCCGACGGAGAAGGGGGAGGUGACGGCAGCAGCGGUGUGUGCCAGCUGCAGGGUGCCUGCCCAGGGUCACAGGACGCUGGAGCUGGCCCUGGCUUGGGACAUGCCCCGUGUUCACUUUGGCUCUAAGGAGAAGCUGCACUUCAGGCGGUACACCCGUUUUUUUGGCAGUGGAGGCGAUGCCGCUCCUGCCCUGUCACAUCAUGCCCUGACGCACUACGAGGAGUGGGAGAGGAAGAUCGAAGCCUGGCAGAAGCCCAUCCUGGAGAACAGCCAGCUGCCUUCCUGGUACAAGUCGGCCCUCUUCAACGAGCUGUACUUCGUGACGGAUGGGGGGACCAUCUGGGUGGAGCUGCCCCCGGACUGCUGUGCCGAGGACCUGCGGGGGCCGGCGGGGGCUGGCCUCUCCCACCUCCUCCCUGUCCUGCGGGAGUACGGAAGGUUUGCUUAUUUGGAAGGCCAGGAGUACCGGAUGUACAACACCUAUGAUGUCCACUUCUACGCCUCCUUUGCUCUCGUCAUGCUGUGGCCCAAGCUGCAGAUCAGCCUGCAGUAUGACAUUGCUGUCACAGUGGUGAAUGAGGACGUCCAGCCCCGGCAGUACUUGAUGUGUGGUCAGACAGCCCAGGUGAAGCUGAAGAACGUGGUGCCACAUGACAUUGGGGACCCAGGUGACGAGCCGUGGCAGCGUGUCAAUGCCUACCUGAUGCACGACACGGCUGACUGGAAGGACCUCAACCUGAAGUUUGUGCUGCAGGUGUACCGUGACUACUGCCUGACACAAGACUCCGUGUACUUGCGGGACAUGUGGCCAGUCUGCCAGGCUGUAAUGGAGUCGGAGCUCAAGUUUGAUACAGAUAAUGAUGGGCUCAUCGAAAAUGGUGGCUUUGCUGACCAGACAUACGAUGCAUGGGUGGUAAAUGGCGCCAGCGCGUACUGCGGCGGGCUGUGGCUGGCAGCUGUCUGCAUGAUGUGCAAGAUGGCGGAGGUGCUCGGGGAUGCUGAGAUCCGGCAGAAAUACACGGACAUACUGAGCAAGGGCAAGGAGGCAUUUGAGAGGAUGCUUUGGAAUGGAAAAUACUACAACUAUGAUAGCAGUGGGAGUGACACCUCCAGCAGCAUCAUGUCAGACCAGUGUGCUGGGCAGUGGUUUCUCGGGGCUUGUGGUCUGGACCAAGGGGAGUUUGAGGUCUUCCCCAAGAGUCAUGUUGUCAGUGCACUCAAGACCAUCUUUGAGAAGAACGUCAUGAGCUUUGCUGGUGGCACCAUGGGAGCGGUGAAUGGCAUGAGGCCCAACGGGGUGCCCGACACCUCCAGUGUGCAGUCUGAUGAAGUGUGGAUCGGCGUGGUCUACGCCUUGGCUGCCACCAUGAUCCAGGAGGGGCUGGUUGAAGAAGGCUUUCAUACGGCGGAGGGCUGCUACCGGACAGUUUGGGAACGGCUGGGCAUGGCUUUCCAGACACCGGAGGCCUAUCGGGAGAAGAAAGUCUACCGCUCGUUGGCUUACAUGCGGCCCCUUAGCAUCUGGAGCAUGCAGCUGGCCCUGGAGCGCAGAGCUAGCCAGGCACCAGCACCCACGCAGUCCCCCCAGGUUCCCAUCCACCCUUGAGCCUGGUGGCACUGAGCAGGGCAGCGGGUGCACCGGGGCACUAGGGGGGGCCUCAGCUGGUGGGCAGGGACCCUUCCCUCCCCCUCUUUGAUAAUUCUCACAUUGCUGUUUUCCUUCCCUACCUCCACUACAUGCCCUUUACCUCAGGGGGUUUCCAGCCACCGAUGCUGAGCACGAGGGGGGACCAGAGGUGCAGGUGAUCUCUCCUCGGAGAGGAGAGGGGUGGGAUAAGGAGGCACUGCUGGAGCCUGUGCCUCCCCUUCCCCAUCGCUCAGGGCUCUGAUAGCCUGCAGGACCCUCAACCAUCCUCCACCAGAGCUGAUACCUUGCCCAGGAGCGCAGCACAGGACCUUCCUGCGGGUAAGGUGGGAGCUGGCCUGCAGGGCAAAAAAAUGUGUGGGUGUAUGUGUGUGAGGACACUUGGACUGGUGCACCCAGGCAGGUGGAUGCUGUAGCUGUCUCUCUGUUGUGUGACGCUGCAAACACAGGCUGGUUCUGCUCUAGGCACCAGCCCUGGGAGAGCCUGUGGCAGAUACAAUCCCCAGGGGAGCCCCGGCUCCCUGGCCAGUGACAAUCGGAGCCCAAGGGGCAGGUCCUGGUCUGGUACCGUGGCACCCUUCCCUGCUGGCGCCAGGGGCAGGCAGCGGAGCACGUUUUAGAAGAUGAAUCAUUUUAAGUUCUUAAUAAAUUUGUU